AUGCCUUUGCUUCAGUUGAUCCUAUGGCUUCCAAUUCGUCUGACAUACCUUCACCUAAGGUACGUCUUCUUCCUUACCGGCGGUGGCUACUACAGAUAUCUAGAAGGAGGCCUAGAUGUUCACUAUAAACAAUACUUUCCAAUUUCAAGAAGACUACAUGGUUUGAUGCUCGAUUUUGUUGAUGUUUUGUAUUUUGUUUCAAGUGAAAGAGGUAAAGAACUAUGUUGGUGCAACAAAAAGGAGAUUUAUUUGUAUUUUUUAAAAUCUAGUUGGUCCCACCAGCUUGACAGAAGCAUGUAUCCAGAUCUUGGAGAUUUUGGUUUGUCUGAAUACAAACAAGAUCUUAAGCAAGUCACACCGGAAGGAAUAUUUUUACAAGGGGAAGAUGGAAGCCAAUGCAUGUUCUUUUUUUUUUUUCUUUUGAAAAUGACAAAAAAAGGAAUGUCGACGGGACGGUUCAAUUGCGGACAAGAGCAUGAUCAGAAAAUUGAAUAUGGUGAAACACUUUUUUGGGGUGGGGGUUGAUUCACUGUUGAAUACAAGAAACAAAAAAAACUAUUUAAC
Molecule: messenger RNA, 564 nt
Organism: Lactuca virosa
Lineage: Eukaryota; Viridiplantae; Streptophyta; Magnoliopsida; Asterales; Asteraceae
Source: the annotation of a GenBank genome assembly